Diutina rugosa is the source of this 291-nucleotide messenger RNA. RefSeq lists its product as uncharacterized. The record is from RefSeq and is a predicted model, not a curated record. Gene Ontology annotation, biological process: mitochondrion organization. The coding region runs from base 1 to 291 and encodes 96 amino acids. The transcript has a single exon. Gene Ontology annotation, cellular component: nucleus; mitochondrion. Lineage: Eukaryota; Fungi; Ascomycota; Pichiomycetes; Serinales; Debaryomycetaceae.
AUGGCGCUGACCGCCGCUGGUGUCGCCGUCGGUUCGACCAUCGGUCACACCUUGGGUGCCGGUAUCACCGGUAUGUUCGGUGGUGGCUCGCUGGCCCCCGCCCAACCCGUUGAACAACAGGUGGCCCCCGUGGCGCAGCAACAGCAAAACAUGCAAGCCAGAGCUUGCGACGCCGACGCGAGAAUGUUCACCAAGUGUCUCGAAGACAACGACGGCAACAUGCAAGUGUGCGACUACUACUUGCAACAGUUGAAGGCGUGCCAAGACGCUGCCAGACACUACGCCGCCUAA